AAAAAUAAGUAAUACCAGCUUCCUCAUUGGUCUUCAAAGUUGGGAAGAGACUGUUCUCUUCCAUUACUGAUCUGCUGACACGUGAUGGUGUCACAUGAACUUGGUGUGUCGACAGAGAUCAUAAACAAUAUGUGAGGUUUGGGAAACCCUGCAGAACAGCUCUGCCUGCACAUUAACGAGCAUAACACCUAUCCUGCUAACUUUCUAUACAAAAAAAGAUGUAUGGGGUUAAUUCUGGGUUUUUCUCUAAAGAGGACUGUUCACUGUUUUAGGAAUACAAACUGGACAGGAUUCAGUGUGAUUUUAUUCAAUUACAUCAACAAGAUUUUUUUCAUGUCUUAAGUGUUGCUCUAAGAUGUCAGCUACAAAUCAGUCUAAGACCAACAUCACUGUUGGACAGCAGUAUGUGGGGUUACUGGAAAGAGUGUUAGUUUCCACUCUGACUACAAUGCCAUGCUGUGUGUUUCUCUUCAUUAAUGGGACCCUGUUAUUCACCUUGAGGAGUAAACCAGUGUUUUGUGAGACCUCCCGUUACAUUCUUCUGUACAACCUUCUUUUUGCAGACACUCUACUGUUGGCACAGAGCCAGUUAAUGUACAUACUAUCUGCUUGUAGAAUAAGGGUGACGUAUCCUGUGUGUGGUGCUCUCACCAUGCUCUCCAAACUCACAACUGUGAUCUCCCCUCUCACACUGGUGGUGAUGUCUAUGGAGAGAUAUGUCGCUGUGUGCUACCCACUGAGGCACGCUACCAUCGUCACCAUCAGAAACACAGCAGUGGCCAUCAUUGUGGUUUGGGCUUUUAGUUCACUAAAUGUCCUCAUUCGAGUUCUUUUGCUAUUAAUAUUUCCAUUUCAAAACCUGCAGAGCCUGGAGAUGAAAGAUCUUUGCUCUGACAUAGCCAUGUUUCUUGUUCCAAUAUCUGAGCAUUAUGACAAAGCCUAUACUUGUUUUCUGUUUGUAUCAGCUGGUGUGGCAGUCACUUCUUCCUAUAUUGGUGUGAUGAUAGCAGCCAGGUCGGCCUCCACAGACAAAGCUUCAGCCCGUAAGGCUCGUAACACACUGUUGCUGCAUCUGGUGCAGCUGGGCCUCAGUCUCUCCUCAACUAUGAAUAGCCCAUUGCUCACAGCUAUCUCAGAAAUUGCAUCGAGGGUAGUACUUGUGCGCAUCCAGAUUGUUUUUUAUGUGUGUGUUUUUCUCCUCCCCAGAUGUUUGAGUGCUCUCAUCUAUGGUCUCAGAGACCAGACCAUCAGACCCGUCCUUAUGUACCAUCUAUGCUGUCAACUGAAACGCUCAGUCGUCCCAGCCAAGGCUGAGAGGUCAAGCUUUGUCAAGUUUUCAGGGAGGCCUUCAUAAUUCACCAUAUCUGAUUGUAGUGAUUGAUUGAGCAAGAAAGAAACUGAAAACACUGAUUCAUAGUUUUGAGAACAACAUUGUUCAUUUGUAAAAACAACAAAUGUCAGUGUUAAUUGAAAUUCACUGGAAGUCACUGAGGCUGCAUUCAUCUCUCUGAAUAGAUAUACUGUAUAUCACUGUGUGUGGGAAUCAAUCUGAAUUUAUUAAAAUUUUAAUAAUUCAU
Messenger RNA from Siniperca chuatsi (mandarin fish), 1577 nucleotides. RefSeq names its product odorant receptor 131-2-like. Gene Ontology annotation, biological process: G protein-coupled receptor signaling pathway. Bases 356 to 1354 code for a protein of 332 amino acids. Gene Ontology annotation, molecular function: G protein-coupled receptor activity. The transcript has a single exon. Gene Ontology annotation, cellular component: membrane. Lineage: Eukaryota; Metazoa; Chordata; Actinopteri; Centrarchiformes; Sinipercidae. The record is from RefSeq and is a predicted model, not a curated record.